Cottoperca gobio is the source of this 2040-nucleotide messenger RNA. RefSeq names its product NOP58 ribonucleoprotein homolog (yeast). Gene Ontology annotation, molecular function: snoRNA binding. Gene Ontology annotation, cellular component: box C/D methylation guide snoRNP complex; small-subunit processome. The record is from RefSeq and is a predicted model, not a curated record. Lineage: Eukaryota; Metazoa; Chordata; Actinopteri; Perciformes; Bovichtidae.
UCCUGGUCUCCUCACUCGCCGGCGCCGCGUGUGUCUCAGACGGAGCACGGAGCAGCAACGUGGAGACAUCGAGAGGAAGCCUGAAGGCUCUCAACUUAGAGAGCGCGCACAUUCUGCUGCCAAAAUGCUCGUUUUAUUUGAGACCGCUGCUGGAUAUGCAAUAUUCAAAGUCCUUGAUGAAGCCAAGCUGCAACAGGUCGACAGCCUGCAUAAAGAGUUUGAGACUCCUGAAAAGGCGAACAAAAUUGUGAAGCUGAAGCACUUUGAGAAGUUCCAGGACACAACAGAGGCCCUAGCAGCUGUCACCGCCCUUACUGAGGGGAAAAUGGGAAAGAGUUUGAAGAAAGUGCUGAAGAAAGUUGUUGCCAAGGAAGCUCACGAGCAACUGGCAAUCAGUGAUGCAAAACUCGGUGGUGUUAUUAAAGAAAAGUUGGACCUGGUCUGUGUCUACAACUCUACUGUGGCUGAACUGAUGAGGUGCAUUCGGAGCCAGAUAGAGAGCCUCAUCACUGGACUUCCUCCCAAGGAGAUCAGUGCAAUGUCUCUUGGAUUAGCUCACAGUUUAUCCCGCUACAAGCUGAAGUUCAGUCCAGACAAAGUGGACACUAUGAUUGUGCAGGCCAUCUCUCUUCUGGAUGACCUAGAUAAAGAGCUGAACAACUACAUUAUGCGCUGCAGAGAGUGGUACGGCUGGCACUUUCCCGAGCUGGGAAAGAUUGUCACAGACAACUUGGUCUACUGCAAAGCUGUCCGCAAAAUUGGUGAUCGUACAAGCGUGGCCGGCUCUGAUCUGUCGGACAUCCUACCUGACGAAAUUGAGGCAGAGGUUAAACUGGCUGCCGAGAUCUCCAUGGGGACAGAAGUGUCGGAACAUGACAUCGCCAACAUCAGGCACCUGUGCGAACAGGUGAUUGAGAUUUCAGAAUACCGCACUCAGCUGUACGACUACCUGAAGAACCGAAUGAUGGCAAUCGCCCCCAACCUGACAGUAAUGGUGGGAGAGCUGGUUGGUGCCCGUCUCAUCUCGCAUGCAGGUUCCCUAAUGAAUCUGGCAAAGCACCCGGCCUCCACAGUGCAGAUCCUCGGAGCGGAGAAGGCUCUGUUUAGAGCCUUGAAGACUCGCAAAGACACGCCCAAGUAUGGUCUCAUCUACCAUGCCUCCCUAGUGGGCCAGACCUCUGCCAAGAAUAAGGGCAAGAUCUCCAGAAUGCUGGCAGCUAAAGCAUCCCUGGCUAUUCGCUACGAUGCUCUAGGAGAGGACACAAAUGCAGAAAUGGGAGCAGAGAACCGCGCCAAACUGGAGGCCAGGUUGCGCCAACUGGAGGAGAAAGGAAUCCGAAGAAUCAGUGGAACAGGCAAAGCAAUGGCGAAGGCGGACAAAUACCAGCACAAGAGUGAAGUGAGAAUGUACGAUCCAUCCGGUGAUUCUACUAUUCCCUCCACCUCAAAGAAGAGAAAGUUUGAGGAGGUGGAGGAGGAGGACGCUGAAGAGCCCAAAACGCCGGUGGUCAAAUCCAAAAAGCCCAAAAAGGAACCCGUAACAGAAGAAGAAGCAGGAACGUCGGCAGCGGAGGAGACUCCCAAGAAAAAGAAGAAGAAGAAGAAGGUCAAGGAAGAAGAGGAAGAAGAGGAGGUGCCCGCAGCCGUAACAGAGUCAACAGAAAAGAAGAAGAAGAAAAAGAAAAAGAAGGCAGCCGAGGAAGAUGAUGAGUAAAAUGGUGGAGAGUGUAUAUAUUUUAUGUUUUCGUUUUUAUGCUAUUCUAGUUUUGUGUCAUACGUUUAUAUCUAAUAGGGCAAAAACUGUAUCGAGUGCCUGUUUCUAGACAUUAAAAGAGUUUACGUUAAAAAAAAAAAAAAAUCACCAUUGAAUCUACUUUUUAUAUAUACGAAUAAAAUGUUUUGAAAUCAUUUUUAUUUUUUGGUAAACACAUCUGUAUCGGAUUCAGUGCACAAUGAGCUGAUUCCCCUGGUCCAUUGUAAAAAUCUUUUUAUUGUCUAAACGUCUGCCUGCCCUGGUCAAAUAAACAGUUUUUGCUGAAA